Durotheca rogersii is the source of this 1454-nucleotide messenger RNA. RefSeq lists its product as uncharacterized. NCBI's taxonomy places the organism in Eukaryota, Fungi, Ascomycota, Sordariomycetes, Xylariales, Xylariaceae. The record is from RefSeq and is a predicted model, not a curated record. Bases 185 to 994 code for a protein of 269 amino acids. Gene Ontology annotation, biological process: mycotoxin biosynthetic process. The transcript is spliced from 4 exons.
GGAUCUUCAUCCCUCUGUAAGUGGCGUUCAGAGGGGCAGGUUGGGGCAACCUACGAUCAUUGCCACCGUGACUCCGACAGAGCAGGUUGGUAUAGCAUAGCUAGCCAGCGCGGUUUUCUUUUUCCCUGGUAGCGCCUAGCAGAAAUUCCUAUACACAAUCGAUUCACGAAUUCGCGCCGUCCAGAUGUCCGGGUUGGGCGGCUACAAGUCCCAGCGUGGGCAGUACCGGAAGAUUGUCGGCGAGCACGACGACGAAGACUGCGACAAGGCUAACCCGCAGGACGAUGGCGACGAGUCCGACGGCGCCGCAAUACCCUCAGGCGCGGCUAGGGUGAUCUCGAGAACCAAAGCGAGCCACAGAACCACGCAUAUCUACCGGCUGCUCCUUUUCGCCCUCAUCGGAUUUAACCUACUGGUAUCGAUCGUUCUACUCUGGGUCAUCAUAGUACUCGCACAGCGCGCGCCGCACGCGCCAGCCGACGCCGGUGUGCAGCUUCUGGGCCAAGCCGAAAUCCCGGUUGAGAUGGAGCUCUACCGGUUCCGCACCGGCGUGAGGGAGAAGACGCCCUUCUUCGGCGCGCCAAAUGCGUCGACGGAUGCUGCCUGGGACACGAUUCUUGACGCCGGGCUGGUCAGGCUCACGGCGGCGCAGGCCGAUAAAUUGAGCGCGCCGACAGCCAGGAGCCAACAAGAUCCGACGUCCUACGUCGGCAUUCUGGAGGUAUUCCAUCAGCUGCACUGCCUGAACAUUCUGCGGAAACGGCUCUACGCUUCAGACCCGGCAGUCCAGCUUGGCGACUCAUUUCACACAGCACAUUGCUUCGACUACAUCCGGCAGAGUUUGAUGUGCCUCUCGGACGUCAACAUUGCCCCCAUCAGCUGGAGCGAGAGAAAGGGCGAGUACGCGAUCCAUUGGGAUACGGUCCGGCAAUGUCGCAACUUUGAAGGGAUCCACAAGUGGGCGUUGGAUAAAUCGCACCACGAAGUUGAGUAGGCGUGAUGUGGCGCCGGGGGGUUUGGACAGGGCGUCGGAGUAGGUAGGCCAGCAAGCAACACGAUGAUGGGCAUGAUCCGACCAGAGCAGCAUUAAAUGAUCCCCUCGAUACUGUAGCCAUGUAUAAAUAUUUCGUCAACCAGUUACGCCCCUGUCAGGUACUAUUUGCGGCAUCUACCCUCACACCAGUGAUAUUGUUAAAGAUACUCUGGAUGCCGUGAUAACAUAGUAUCAACAUAUACGGGUGGAUCAAAACACAAACCUCGAAUAAUGGAGCAUAUGUCAUAUAUCUCAAGCUCAGCAUGCUACGGGCACAGUAUAUUAGGUGUUCUCACAUAUCUCAAGGCUGUGUUUAGCCUUGUAGGUCAUGGGGAAGGCCUUAGUGAUGCACCUACCACGCAUCGCGAUACUCUACAUAGACAUGUAGACAGCGGCUUUUUGGGCCUUCGUCUCAUUGCGG